CUAUCCUUGCUACUGCGCCCCCCACCUACAAUCUGUGUGCAGAUUCAGAAAUGGGAUCGAGUUCAAAUAGUUGGACUACCAAGCAAAACAAACUGUUCGAGAAUGCUUUGGUGAUGUAUGACAAGGACACCCCGGACCGCUGGGAGAACAUGGCCAGGGCUGUGGGUGGGAAGACUGUGGAGGAGGUGAAGAGGCACUAUGAGAUGCUUGUGGAGGAUGUCAAGCAUAUUGAGUCUGGCCAAGUCCCAUUGCCUGACUACAGAAAAGCUGGAGCCUCCAACAAAGGAUACAACUUCAACAAUGAAGAACAGAGGUUGAAGUAUCUGAAGCUCUAAGCAGAUAAUAUGACGAAUUAGCAGCAAUAAGGAUCCAUUAUGCUUCAUGCUACAAAGCAAGUAAUGGAGUACUAGAAUAACAAGAAGUUAAUCUCCUUCCCUCUCCUUUUCUCUGCUUCAUGCUACAAAGCAAGUAAUGGAGUACUAGAAUAACAAGAAGUUUAUCUCCUUCCCUCUCCUUUUCUCCCCCAUACAGUGUAAUGUAUAAAUUUUAUUUCUUCUCCUGUAGGAUGUGUCCUCACUCCUUGUUCUGCAAGUCCUUCAUCCCUUUAUCCUCCUACCAUAUUGUAAUGGAAUCUUGCAGAAACAAAUGUAUCUACUUGUUAUAAUAGAUCGUACGUUUGCUAUGCUUUAA
This is a messenger RNA of Vitis riparia (riverbank grape), 690 nucleotides long. Its product is annotated as protein RADIALIS-like 3. Gene Ontology annotation, molecular function: DNA-binding transcription factor activity. Bases 51 to 335 code for a protein of 94 amino acids. Lineage: Eukaryota; Viridiplantae; Streptophyta; Magnoliopsida; Vitales; Vitaceae. The record is from RefSeq and is a predicted model, not a curated record. The transcript is spliced from 2 exons.